Priapulus caudatus is the source of this 2100-nucleotide messenger RNA. RefSeq names its product ankyrin repeat domain-containing protein 13C-like. The record is from RefSeq and is a predicted model, not a curated record. Gene Ontology annotation, cellular component: cytoplasm. NCBI's taxonomy places the organism in Eukaryota, Metazoa, Priapulida, Priapulimorpha, Priapulimorphida, Priapulidae. The transcript is spliced from 11 exons. Bases 32 to 1219 code for a protein of 395 amino acids.
UACAGGUAACACAGCACUGCACCUAGCAGUUAUGCUAGGGAGAAAAGAAUGUGUUCAUUUACUGUUGGCCCACAAUGCACCAGUAAAGAUAAAGAAUAGUCAAGGCUGGAGUCCAUUGGCAGAGGCGAUCAGCUAUGGUGAUAGGCAAACAAUUACUUCGCUACUGAGAAAACUGAAACAGCAAUCCAGAGAAGCACUCGAGGAGCGAAGACCAAAACUCACUGAUGCUCUUAAGCAACUGGGAGACUUUUACAUGGAAUUGAAGUGGGAUUUCCAGAGCUGGGUGCCGCUUGUAUCGCGCAUACUUCCCUCUGAUAUUUGUAGGAUCCACAAGAGAGGUAGUAGUAUCAGGAUGGACACCACUCUGCUGGACUUUAACGACAUGCGGUGGGAGAGGGGUGACAUUUCAUUCAUCUUUGACGGGGACGCCAAGCCGUCACACUCGCUUACCGUGCUUGACAACCGCGUUAACUCCUAUCAGAAGAUCAGAUAUGAGGAGUCGGAGGUAGAAAUAGAGGAAGAGGUGGAUAUUCUGAUGUCAAGUGACAUAGUGGCUGCACAGAUGUCCACAAAGUCUAUCACAUUCUCACGUUCUCAAUCGGGAUGGUUUUUCCGAGAAAACAGAACGGAACUCGUGGGUCCAUUCUCUGCUGACUUCUAUGCAAUCAACGGCAUGAACCUCGCGUCGCGCAAGCGGCGUGAGCAUCUGUCCGAAGAGGACCUUCAGAAGAACAAAGCUGUCAUUGAAAAUCUGAGCAAAGGCAACACGGCCGUUAUUGACACGACGCUGGAGACGAACGUGCAACAACACAAGCGAAACUCGUUACCACCUCCUCCGCAGGCGGAAGUUACGUGGGAGCAUUACAUUAGCACAGUGCCGGCGCCUCAUCCUCAUCUUGGCCGACAACUCGUCUACAAGGAAUCAUUAAAGGGAUUCAGGGCAACGGUGGCCAUGAGCAAAGAGUUCCCACUGUCAAUCGAAGUGUUACUGGAUGUCUUGGAAGUGAUUGCCCCGUUCAAGCACUUUAGCAAACUAAGGGACUUUGUUCAGAUGAAGCUGCCUCCAGGUUUUCCUGUCAAGAUAGACAUCCCAGUUUUACCUACGAUCUCAGCCAGAGUGACGUUUCAGGAGUUUCAUUUCCGGGAUGAUAUUCCAGCCAGCUUGUUCCAGAUCCCUCGCGAUUACCAGGAAGACUGUGGCCGCUUCCCGGAGUUAUGACAGCUAGAGGAACACUGGGCAAUUGUUGGGGUUCUUGAUAGCAUGAGAUACUUACAACGAGCACCAAUACAACUACGGCGGCGCCACCACCUGAGCUGUCUACCGGACUAUCGUUGCUUGCAGAGCGAGCAGAUUAUUGCAUUUGACGUUCCCAUGGUAAUGAUGGGGUCUAGUUUUGACUGUACCAUUAUUGCAUUUGUACCACGGUAGCCUCAGUUGUUGUUGCUGUUGCUGUUGUACACAGCGAACACAACCUACACUAUUAAGUUAAGCUAACCUCAUAAGCAAACCAUACAAAUGCGGUGAUGUACACUUCUUUUGUGUCUAGAUCACACGCAGUGUACAUAAGAAGAUGCAGUUUCUUUAGCAUGACGUUCACUUGCUUCUUCAACCUUCUUGAUCUAUCACUCUUUGGUUUAGAGAAUGGGGAACUAUGUGACUUUUUACUGUUCUAUAGGAGUUUUGUAUAUAAUGUGAUACAAUUAAUUAUACUGUGUGCACUAUAUGGUUUGCCGACUAAGCUUGACAUGAGAUUAGGUGGUUGGUGGUGAGCUUGCAUCAUCUAAAUUUCACUUGUAUGUGACUUUCUACGAGGAAAACCAGUAGUACUUAUAAAAGAGACCUCGGUCACUUGAGGUCUAUUUUGUGCUCGAAAUUGUAAUCGUAAUCAGCUGUAGUAUAUUAGACCCAUAUUAAUUUAUAUGUAUACAUUAUUUAUGUAAUUUAUUGCCGUUAUUAAUCUUAUCAGCUCUCAUGAGUGUGUCAGCGUGAUAGCUGACGUGGGUGUUUUGUGUAGAAUGUUAGAUUGAUAACCGAUAUCCAUUAACUUAUGUGACCCUUUGUCCCAGUUGUCUAUGUAAAAUACUGAACGUUUUUCUUUC